Messenger RNA from Octopus bimaculoides (California two-spot octopus), 3238 nucleotides. RefSeq names its product serine/threonine-protein kinase Nek5. Gene Ontology annotation, molecular function: protein kinase activity; ATP binding. Gene Ontology annotation, biological process: protein phosphorylation. NCBI's taxonomy places the organism in Eukaryota, Metazoa, Mollusca, Cephalopoda, Octopoda, Octopodidae. The record is from RefSeq and is a predicted model, not a curated record.
UUCAAAGAAGAGUAAAAAAAUAGCUACAAAUAGAGUCCAUUUAUUUGUAAAGCCAUCUAUACCCGUACCACACCAAUAAAUGUUUAAUUUUGUGUUUUGUUUAUCGACUCGUUCUUUAAUACUUCUGCCAGUUUUGGCAAAGCUUGCAAUUCAACAAGAAAGGAAGCAUAUUUAGAAUUGGUUUCCUAUAUUCGUUGUUAAGUAAAACAUAUUUCGCUAGCUGGCAGAAAUCAUUAGCAAUGUUGUACGAGAUACUCAGUGGUAUUCCUAUACGUUUGGAGUUCAAAUUUCGUCGAUGUUAACUUUGCCUUUCAUUAUUUCGGGUCGAUAAAAUAUAGUACCGGCCAAAUACAAGAGUAUAUUCAUUUUAAAUAUUUCACUCGAACAUUCGUACCCUCGAAAACAGUAAUCAAUAACCCCUUCCACUAAAAAUUGAUGGCUUUGUGUCAAAAUUUGAAAUAAAAAAAUAUUAUUGGGCUAGCGAGGGUAACGUUUCUCAGUUCAGGGUAGACCUGUUGCGAGGAGGGGAUUCUGAGGAUUGAGAAGGAAGCAGACAAAUUGCUUCGUUUAAUAAAAUUAAGAUGGUUUUUAAAGUUUUUAAACGUGUUCAACAUCUUGGUGAAGAAAAAAUUAAAUGGAAGCAAACUCUAGUUUAUUUUCUCGUUCAUAAAGAGAGAGAGAUAGAGAAAGAGGGAAAAGAGUGGUAGACAAAAAUAAUGUUAUUUUUUGGCGUGACUGGUAUAUAUCACUUUGUGAACCACUAAAGAAAGGAACGUCUACGGGGCUGUUCAACCUGCUAAAAUAGCCUUGCAAAUGUAUGCAUAACUACCAAUCCCUUCUGACUAAUACACACACAUCAAUCAGAGGCCAUCGAUCAGCCUAAAUGGAUUACCGCACUCUACUUUUGUGUUGCUUACUUCCCCUGAUCGUUAAGCAAUAAUGGAUUAUUGCCCUACUAAAUGAGAAGGAAACAUUCUGCAAGCAUUUGAACGUAGAACGCCCAGGUAUCCAAUGAUUUUGAUAAUUGUUUCCAUCUUCCGACAAAAAAUAUACCUUCAUUAUAAAACAUCGUUACAAGAGUAUAUUUAUUUUCAAUGUUCCACUCGAACUUGCGUACCCUCGAAAACAGUAAUAAUAAAUAUUUAAUUAAUACACAUACAUAUGUGUGUGUGUAUAUGAACAAGUACAGAAUAACUAUAAAUGAUACAUUUGUAGUUAAUGUUAAUCUAAUUGAAUCAAAUGACGAGGUAGAGCAAUAUUUGAGACAAGCGAAAUUAUGAACUAUUACAGAAUACUGAAAAAAUUAGGGUCCGGUACAUUUGGAAAUGUAUUUCUCGUUGUUAACGUUUGGACGAAAAAGCAAUACGCUUUAAAAGAAAUUGGAAGUGUUCGAAAUGAAAAACAACUAGCAUCUGCAAUGAAAGAAAUAUCAGUUCUAAAGGAAUUAAAUCAUCCUUUUAUUAUCAAGUUCUAUGAUUAUUUUCAUAAAAACGGAUGUUUAUCCAUAGUUCUUGAAUACUGCAGUUUUGGUGAUUUGAGCAAAGUCAUACAGUAUUUUCGUUUCAGCUCAUGUUCGCAAUGGAAGAUAUAUAAUCUUAUUUCUCAGGUAGUUCUCGGUUUGCGAUAUAUGCACAGUCGAAAUAUUAUUCAUCGGGAUCUGAAGCCUCAAAACAUAUUAGUAAGCACAAAUUUCAGUGUUAAAAUCUCGGAUUUUGGCCUCGCUCGGAAAUUAUUAACGCGUUUUGCACACACGCGUGCCGGGACAGUAUUAUAUAUGUCACCCGAGGUGUUCAGCGGUAAACCAUAUGAUUUCACAACGGACAUUUGGUCUUUCGGCGUGGUAGUGUACGAAGUGAUUACACAACGUAGGCCUUUUAAUGAAGUUUCACAAAUAUUGAAAGGUGCAUACGAUCCAAUUGACAAACGAAUCGCACGAGACCUGCGUUAUAUUGUUUUUUGGUCACUUCACCUGGACCCAAAGAAACGGAUGACUUUAACUACUAUUCUCCGCUGUACUUCUAUAUCUACUUUUAUUCACAAGCAUUAUCCACAUUAUAUUUAAUUCAGAAAAUUCACAUGAGCUGUUCAGUCAUAAGUAAACAAAUUGGAUAAAUUGUAUUUGUUAAAAACAUUUCAUCAAAAUCUUUGUUUUUUUUUUUUUUAUCCUCUUCUGAAAGUACAUAAUGUUAUGUAUUUUUUUUAAACGAAUAUUUAAAAAUUUAAAUCUUUUUUACAUAUUUUUUUUCUAUUUUCGUAAUUCCGUUGUUCUUGGUUUAUAGUUGUUGAUUAUACACGGCUAUAAUUGUACCUGUUUUUUUAAAUAUUUUACCAAGCUCUAUUUAAUAAACUCGGUAUUUUGAAACUCCAAAUAAUUCCUCAAAGUGCAAGUACCUUUUGUCUUGUUUCAUUCACUAGAUUUCGGCGUACAGGAAGCACCGCCUUGAAGAGUUUAGUCGACCAAAUUAACACCAUUACUAUUUUUUCUUUUAAAGCCUGGUCCUUCUCUUUUUACCGAACUGCUUAGUUACAGGGGCGUAAAUAAACAAUACGGUCAAGCGGUGAUUGUAGGACCUGUAUAUACAGCGGGCUUCUUUCAGUUUCUGCCUACCAAAUCCACUCAAAAGGAUUCGGUCAGUUUGGGGAUAUAGUAGACUUGCCCUAAGUGCCGCGCAGUGGAACUGAACCUGAAACGGCGUGGUCUCAAAGCGAGCUUCUGAACCACUCAGCCAUGCAUGCACUUUGACGUUUUAGGCCGAUCCCUGUAUAUGACCAGACUUUGUGGACAAAUGGUUUCAAAUCCGAACGUGGAAAAAAUUUGACCCGCGGAUGAGGAAUUCCCGACCAAACUCUAAAGUAUUCAGGAGUCGCUUCUUAUAGCUGAUACACAAGUAACUUUAACAAAAAAGCUUUGCUUUUCUUAUAGUAUGGUAUUCCCGAAAGUAGUAAUAAACUGAACUGGUCACAUUUAGUAGUUUUUGUUUUUCACAUGUUAAGAGUGCUCAAGUAACGAAAUAUUUGUUUCUAAACAGCUAUGUUUCUUUAAGAAUGGAGCUUCAGAUAUAAUGUGACGAUUAUACCUUUCCUUUAAGACGUUAGUAACAAAGUAGCUCCACGCGAAAGUCAAAAUUAUACAAGUGCAAACAUACUCAUAAUUCUGUUACUCGUUUCAAUCAUUUGACUGCGGCCAUGCUGCAGCAGGGCCUCGAGCGGUUUUUUUUGUGGAACAAAUCGACUCCAG